Messenger RNA from Chrysochloris asiatica (Cape golden mole), 2892 nucleotides. RefSeq names its product myosin IH (gene MYO1H). The record is from RefSeq and is a predicted model, not a curated record. NCBI's taxonomy places the organism in Eukaryota, Metazoa, Chordata, Mammalia, Afrosoricida, Chrysochloridae. Gene Ontology annotation, cellular component: myosin complex; vesicle; actin cytoskeleton. Gene Ontology annotation, molecular function: actin filament binding; microfilament motor activity; ATP binding. Gene Ontology annotation, biological process: actin filament organization; vesicle transport along actin filament. The coding region runs from base 7 to 2892 and encodes 961 amino acids. The transcript has 30 exons.
CUGCACAUGGAAGGUGCACUGACAGCCCGGGACAAGGUUGGAGUGCAGGAUUUUGUGCUGCUGGAUGCAUACACCAGCGAAUCUGCCUUUGUGGACAAUCUUCACAAGCGUUUCAGCGAGAACCUCAUAUAUACAUAUAUUGGGACCCUCCUUGUGUCUGUGAAUCCAUACCAGGAGCUUGGAAUCUACACCAUGAAACAGAUGGAACUGUAUCAAGGGGUCAACUUCUUUGAACUGCCACCACAUAUCUAUGCCAUAGCCGACAACGCUUACCGCAUGAUGUGCUCGGAGUUAAAUAACCACUUUAUCCUCAUCUCUGGGGAAAGUGGAGCAGGGAAAACAGAGGCCUCUAAGAAGAUUCUCCAGUAUUUUGCAGUGACCUGCCCAAUGACUGAAUCUCUGCAGAUAGCCCGUGACAGAUUACUGCUCUCCAAUCCAGUGCUGGAGGCUUUUGGAAAUGCCAAAACGCUCCGGAAUGACAACUCUAGCAGAUUUGGAAAAUACAUGGACAUACAGUUUGACUUUAAGGGGCAGUGUGCCAAAGAACUGUCCAUCAAUGACAAGAAUGACUGGAAAACGGUUUCCAACGCCUUUGCUGUCAUUGACUUUACUGAUGAAGACCUUGAGAAUCUCUUUGGAAUUAUUGCCAGUGUUCUCCACCUGGGGAACAUUCAUUUUAAAGAAGACAACCAAGGCUGUGCCACCAUCCCAGACACACACGAGAUCAAAUGGAUUGCAAAGCUCCUGGGGGUUCUCCCAUCCGUCCUUCUGGAUGCUCUCACCCACAGAAAAAUUGAAGCUAAAACUGAAGAGAUGAUCUGCCCACUAACACUAGACCUCUCCAUCUACGCCCGAGAUGCCAUGGCAAAGGCUGUAUAUGGACGAACAUUUACUUGGCUGGUCAACAAAAUCAAUUCCUCCUUAGUGAACAAGGAUUUCACCAAGAAAACAGUGAUUGGGUUGCUGGAUAUCUAUGGGUUUGAAGUCUUCGAUAAAAAUGGUUUUGAACAAUUCUGUAUAAAUUACUGCAAUGAAAAACUUCAGCAACUUUUAAUAGAGAGAACCCUAAAGGCGGAACAGGCAGAAUAUGAAAUGGAAGGUAUAGAGUGGGAGCCAAUACAAUAUUUCAACAACAAGAUCAUUUGUGAUUUGGUAGAAGAGAGACACAGAGGCAUCAUUUCCAUUCUGGAUGAAGAAUGUAUUCGGCCUGGGCCUGCUACAGACUUGAGUUUCCUGGAGAAAUUGGAAGAGAAAGUGGGCAAGCAUGCACACUUCCAAACCCGUAAGCUGGCGGGUGCCAAGGGCCGAAAGAGGAUGGGCUGGAUGGAGUUCCGCCUCUUCCAUUAUGCGGGAGAGGUCACCUACUGCACCAAGGGAUUCUUGGAGAAAAACAAUGAUCUACUUUAUAGACAUCUGAAAGAAGUGUUGUGUUGGUCCAAAAACAGCAUUCUGAGGGAAUGUUUCCAUGUAGCUGAGUUAAAAAACCGGAGGAGGCCACCAACGGUGGGGACUCAGUUUAAGAACAGUCUGAGCAGCCUUCUAGAAAUUCUCAUCUCUAAAGAGCCCUCCUAUAUCCGCUGCAUCAAGCCCAAUGAUGGGAAAGAGCCUCGCAAGUUUGAUGAGCUCCUCAUUAGGCACCAGAUCAAGUACCUGGGACUGAUGGAGCACCUGCGGGUGAGACGGGCUGGCUUCGCAUACCGGCGGAAGUACGAGCAUUUCUUGCAAAGGUACAAGUCUUUGUGCCCUGAUACCUGGCCGCACUGGCAUGGGCGUCCAGCAGAGGGCGUACAACGGCUCAUCAAGUACAUAGGCUACAAACCGGAAGAGUACAAAUUAGGGAAAACCAAAAUAUUUAUUCGUUUCCCCAGAACUCUGUUUGCUACUGAAGAUGCUUUUGAAUUUAGCAAACAUCAACUAGUUGGAAGAAUCCAAGCCACCUACAAAAGCUGCUUAGAAAGAAGAACGUUCCUGACAAAAAGACGAGCAGCCAUCAAACUUGAAGCCCACUGGCGUGGGGCCCUGGCUCGGAAGGAGGCCCAAAGGAGAAAGUGGGCUGCACAGAUUAUAAGGAAGUUCAUAAAGGGGUUCAUCAAUCGCAACAUGCCCCUUUCUCCGGAUAAUGAGGAGUUUGUCGUGUUUGUGCGGAAAAAUUACAUCUUGAAUCUUCGCUAUCACGUUCCAAAGAACGUUUUGGAUAAGAGCUGGCUGAGGCCCCCUGCCAUCCUGGAAAAUGCAUCGAAUCUGCUCAAGAGAAUGUGCAUAAGGAACCUGGUGCGCAACUACUGCUGCGGGCUCCCAGCUGAGAGAAUCGCUCAGAUGCAACAAAAGGUGGUUACAAGUGACAUAUUCAGGGGAAAGAAAGAUGGCUAUACAGAGAGUUUAAAUCAACCCUUUGCCAACAGCCGGCUUGACAAAGAUGACAUUAAUGCCAAAGUGCUUCAACAACUUAGCAAUGAGAAAAUCCAGUACGGUAUCCCGGUCAUUAAAUACGAUAGAAAAGGCUUUAAGGCACGGCAGCGGCAACUCAUUCUGACCCAGAAGGCGGUUUACGUGGUAGAACUUGCCAAAAUCAAGCAGAAAAUAGAGUACUCUUCAGUCAAAGGUGUCUCUACCAGCAAUCUAAGCGACAGGAUCUUCGUCAUCCACAUUUCACCUGAAGACUACAGGCAGAAGGGGGAUGUCAUUUUGCAGUGUGAACACAUAUUUGAAGCAGUAACAAAACUCACCAUGCUGGUUAAGAAGAACAUUGUAAAAGUUGUUCAAGGGAGUUUACAGUUUUAUAUCAGUCCAGCAAAAGAAGGCACAAUAGUUUUCAACACUGGACCAGAAGAACAAAUCUAUAAAGAUAAAAAUGGACAGUUAAUAGUGGUGUCAGUCCGAAUGAAGUCCUGA